AUGUGGUACUCCAGGCUCAGGUUAUGGCUUCUUCUUGCUCUGGUAUCAGGGGUGUAUUGUGACGUUGAUCCCAUCGUCAUCCAGGGCUCCAAACUCUUUUACAAGACCAAUGGCACUCAGUUUUUUAUCAAAGGGUUAGCAUACCAGAAGUAUUUAGGAGACCUCGCCACGAUCGACAUCUCGACAACCGACUAUCUAGCGGUGCAAACGGCAUGCAGUCGCGAUGUACCAAUUUUCCAGGAACUGGGAAUUAACACCAUCUCCGUCUUCAAUGUAGACGCGACCCAGAACCACGACUAUUGCAUGGGGCUGCUUCAGGACGCCGGCAUCUACGUGAUCCCAUACCUGCGAGAAUUGAACACGGCGGGCAUCAACGGGGCUUGGACGACAGAGGAUUUCUCGGAAAAGACCGAUAUCGUCGAUGCAUUUGCUCAGUACAACAACAUUCUCGCAUUCCUCGUCGACGAGGUGACAAUCGGGGGCGCCAACUCCACCGCGACGGUCCCGCUUUUCAAAGCAGCAGUGCGAGACGUCAAGGCCUAUAUUGCGAGCAAAGGAUACAGAAACAUCCCAGUUGGAAUUGACGAUACCGGAUUUACCGGUAGCUCCGGGGCGGGGACACUGGCCUACUUCAAUUGCGGUGAAAGCGCGGAUUCGGUUGACAUUUAUGGUGCAUCUAUCUACUCAUGGUGCGGGAACGCGACCAUGGAAACCAGUGGUUAUGACCAAUGGACCGAUUGGAUUAAAGACUAUUCUGUCCCAGUCUUCAUAUCGCAGUACGGCUGUCAGAUAUCGCCGAGCUUUACCAGUAUAGCCGCGCUUUACGGCUCUGAAAUGACCCCGUACUGGUCAGGUGGCAUUUGGUAUACCUAUGCAGGGCCUGCUUAUGGACUGGUCAACGCCAGUGGUCAAUCGGUCGAAAAGGGCAGUGCGUAUUCGUCCUUUUCAAGCCAAAUCGCCAGCAUAACCCUAUCCCCAACAAAUUCGGCAUCAUACACGCCCACCAACACUCCAACCUCUUGUCCAGCAGUCACAAAGGGGUCUUGGGAAGCAUCACCGACCCUACCCCCGCAGCCCGAUGCUAAAUAUUGCAGCUGUUUGCAGCAACAAAGCUACUGCCAAUUGCUUCCUGACCUCAACAGUACAACGUAUACUGAUAUCGUACAAAACGUCUGCGGUCUCGAAGACCAGAGUUUGUGCGAGGGGUUGAUUACGAAUGCAACGCUUGGAGAAUAUGGCAUGUACUCAAUGUGCAACACCACGACGCAGCUCUCGCUGUUGAUGAGCAACAAUACGGAGCAGAGCUCAGAUUCGGACAAUAAAAACUGCUUGUUGUUUGGCUCGGAUUCGUAUGCUACCAAAAACCCAGCAUAUGUGACCACCGCCCCACGUUGUACAUACCAGACGCUGACCGCUGCUGCUCCUACAUCUACAUCUACCUCUACCUCGACCCCAUCGAGUACUACUGGAUCUGCAGGCGCCGGCUCCAACCCAAGUACUCCUAAUGUUAGCGGCAAUUCGCACAGCGGACUCAGUGGAGGAGCAAUAGCCGGAAUCGUUGUCGGAGUGAUUCUUGGAGUCGCAAUUAUAGCAGCAGCAGUGUUUUUCACCCACCGACAGAGAGCGAAAGCUAGUGGUCUGGGAGAGAGCACUGGCUUUAAACCUGUUCCUGCAGUUCCUGCAGUUCCGGAAUUACCAGUGGCUGGGUUAUACCAGACUGCUGAGCUAUACGACAGUCGUUCAAUUCCUCCUGCUGGACCAUACCAGACUGCUGAGUUAUACGGCGGUCGUUCAAUUCCUCCGGCUGAAUUGGAUGGUACUGGAUUGCCUUCCGAGAUGCCUGCUCGAUAG
This is a messenger RNA of Talaromyces rugulosus, 1851 nucleotides long. RefSeq lists its product as uncharacterized. The coding region runs from base 1 to 1851 and encodes 616 amino acids. Lineage: Eukaryota; Fungi; Ascomycota; Eurotiomycetes; Eurotiales; Trichocomaceae. Gene Ontology annotation, molecular function: 1,3-beta-glucanosyltransferase activity. Gene Ontology annotation, biological process: fungal-type cell wall (1->3)-beta-D-glucan biosynthetic process. Gene Ontology annotation, cellular component: cytoplasm; fungal-type cell wall. The record is from RefSeq and is a predicted model, not a curated record. The transcript has 5 exons.